Molecule: messenger RNA, 1005 nt
Organism: Striga hermonthica
Lineage: Eukaryota; Viridiplantae; Streptophyta; Magnoliopsida; Lamiales; Orobanchaceae
Source: the annotation of a GenBank genome assembly
AUGGAGGACAAAGACAGCUCUAAGUUGAACAUUGCCAUUAUCCACCCUGAUCUUGGGAUAGAAAGGUUAAUUGUUGAUGCAGCUGUAGAGCUCUCGUCCAAGGGCCAUAAUGUUCAUAUAUUUACUUCAUACCAUGACAAAACGCGUUGCUUUGAGGAGACAGUCUCUGGUACUUUUCCUGUCACGGUAUAUGGUGCUUUCCUGCCUCGGCAUAUCUUUUACCGUCUCCAUGCAGUGUGUGCAUAUUUACGGUGCAUAUUCGUUGCUCUCUGUGUUCUCUUUUUCUAUCCUUCGUUCGAUGUUGUGAUAGCCGAUCAGGUUUCAAUCGUAAUUCCACUGAUGAAGAUGAAAAGGCGGUCAAAGGUUAUCUUUUACUGUCAUUUUCCAGACCUGUUGUUGGCUCAACAUACGACAACUCUUAGGAGAAUCUAUCGAAAACCGAUAGACUUUUUGGAAGAAAUAACAACAGGUAUGGCCGACUUGAUUCUUGUAAACAGUAAGUUUACUGCAUCUACUUUCGCGAAGACUUUCAAGCAUUUAAAUUCACGAGGGAUUAGGCCAGCCGUGCUCUAUCCAGCUGUCAAUGUGGAUCAGUUUGGUGAAUCUAAUGCUACUAAGUUGAGUUUCCUGUCCAUUAAUCGUUUUGAAAGGAAAAAGAACAUAGAAUUAGCUAUAUCUGCAUUUGCUAUGAUCUGCAACAGCCAACAGGGUUUUCUCGAAGGUGACAGCAAAGACGUGCUUUCCUUGAUUGUUGCAGGUGGCUUUGAUAGACGGCUCAGAGAGAAUGUAGAGUAUCUCGAUGAAUUGAAAGCUUUGGCCGAACGAGAAGGCGUAACUAACCAAGUCCAAUUCAUUACAUCGUGUCCCACAACCGAAAGAAAUACUCUCCUUUCACAAUGUCUCUGCGUGCUCUAUACACCUCAGUGUUUUGCACCUAAUUUGAGCUACGCCUUUAUGCCACUGGAAUCGGCAUCGGAACAGGAGGGGGAGGUUAAUGACUUCUGA